This is a messenger RNA of Polyodon spathula (Mississippi paddlefish), 10065 nucleotides long. RefSeq names its product GAS2-like protein 2B. Bases 964 to 4140 code for a protein of 1058 amino acids. The transcript has 6 exons. Gene Ontology annotation, molecular function: actin filament binding; cytoskeletal adaptor activity; microtubule binding. Gene Ontology annotation, cellular component: stress fiber; microtubule plus-end; actin filament. NCBI's taxonomy places the organism in Eukaryota, Metazoa, Chordata, Actinopteri, Acipenseriformes, Polyodontidae. The record is from RefSeq and is a predicted model, not a curated record. Gene Ontology annotation, biological process: protein localization to microtubule plus-end; regulation of microtubule polymerization or depolymerization; microtubule bundle formation.
GGCCGACAAGCUGGGGGAUAACACAGAAGUUUCCAUAGAGAUUGAAAGCAACACGGCUAAAUCUUAGCUAAAUGAUACUAGCCAUCGUUUGUUAUUUGGACAGCGCAGGCAGUUAAAUAAUAUCAAGGCCUUGAAAACAGCAAUGAUGUGGUAAUAGUUUUAAACCAGGAAUUAGCGGAUAAGGGGGCGAAGACUUCAGAGGAUGUGUUGUCUUGGGAAGCUGCGAAACAGAUGAGAAGCCAGGUUUGGGGCAAUGGGUCAGGCAUGCCCAGGCGAGAAUGAAAUGGUUGUGAAACUGAUGGUGAUUAGGAAAGUGGGUGGAGAAAGGGUGUGUUGAUAUUAAUCAGGAGUUUCAAGUUUAUGCUUAUGUUUACGCCGCUUGAGGAUUCCGGCUUCCAGUAACAGAACAAGGGAGAAAUGCAGCCGAGCACAAAGAAAACAGCACUGAACUGCAAAGCACAUUGUCUAUAAAAACAGCAAAUAUUCCUUUUUAGAAGCGGUAUAUGAUUUUAUAAAACCAAGUGAAUAUUUUAUUUAAAGUACUGACUGUUAAUGUUUUAUAUAGUUUGUAUAGCAUUGAAAGUCCAGAAUCGGUCACAACAAAGUGGCAAUCGUUAACGUCACAUUAGAAGAGUAUUUGGAAUUGUUUGGAUGGAAGUGGACAGUGUUUUUUUCUUUUUAAAAAGUCUAUUUUAUUUUCAUUUUUUAUUUUAUUUUCAAAUACCUAUGUCUCUAGAGACUACACCUAAAAGGGAAAAAGAACCGACACAGUGUAACCUAUUCUCACCUGACCAGCUGAAUGUUUUAUAUUAAACGCAAUGGAGAGGUCGAGCAAAGCGAGGAGGACCCAGGACUGUGCAGUAUGGGAGUUUGGUUCGGGCAGCACCGCAGACAGUUGCAAACAAGACCUUGUUUGUUUGUAAAGCAGUUUUAUUAAUUGGAUUUUAAAAAGAUAAUAUUAAAAUGGCCGACCAAAGCAACAUCCAGUCGGCGGCUUCCAAAAGCAUCCGACCCUUCAAAUCUAGUGAGGAGUACUUGUACGCGAUGAAGGAGGAUUUGGCGGAGUGGCUCAACACGCUGUAUGACUUGGACGCCCAUGCUGAUGGCUUCAUGGAGGCUCUGGAUACGGGAUGUGCCCUCUGUAGGCACGCCAACAAUGUCAACCGCGCCGCGCAGGACUUCCAACUGGAGUACCCGGGUGCUGCCAACUCCAUGCGUGUCCCACAAAAAGACGUGGUUUUUCAGUCCCGAAACGUAGUUCCUGGCUCAUUCCUGGCUCGGGACAACGUGUCCAACUUUAUCGCCUGGUGCCGACAGGAGCUGGGCAUCCUCGACGUUCUCAUGUUCGAGACCAACGACCUGGUUUUAAAAAGAAACGAGAAGAAUUUCGUGCUGUGCCUCUUGGAGGUGGCCCGCAGGGGAGCUAAGUUUGGGAUGCUGGCCCCUAUGCUAAUUCAACUAGAGGAGGAAAUUGAGGAGGAGAUUAGGGACCAGGAGAACCAUCAUCUGGGCCCUGGGAAGAUCCCUCUCCAGCUAGGCAACUCAGCAGAAGAUCACUCCCCUGAUGCCCCUGUGUACCCUAGUUGGCAUCAAAAAAGGGUGUUAUGUGACAUGCGAAAUCUGGAUGAACUGGUGCGUGAGAUCCUGGGGCGCUGCUCCUGUCCUUCGCAGUUUCCAAUGACCAAGGUUUCCGAAGGGAAGUACAAAGUGGGCGACUCCAGUGCGUUGAUCUUCAUCAGAGUGCUGCGGGCUCAUGUGAUGGUACGAGUGGGCGGAGGCUGGGACACACUGGAACACUAUCUUGACAAGCACGACCCCUGCCGUUGUGCAGCCUUCUCUCAUCGCUACCAGCAGUCCAAAGCAGGUGGACAGACCCCCCAGAAAGCCAGCAGUGCUCACUCCUCCCGGGCUACUAGCCCCACCCCACACUGGAGGUCGGAGGUCGCGGCCCCGGUCAAGACGCCCGACAGACGGACCCUGGACCCUUCCAGCCUUGGUUGCCCUCCUCGCCCUUUCAUGCAGGCAGAGCCAGGGUCAGGUGAGCCCUGCGUCCGCACAGGCAGGACCCCCUCACUCCUCAGACCCCCCAGGGAUGGCUCUGAGCCCCGGCACUUCACCCCACUCAGGUCAAAAGAAUCACUGCCGCCAUUGACUCGGAAACUCUCUAUAGACAGCGACUCCUCAACUGCUUCUUCAAAGGGGGGCCGGGACAGACCCUCCCUCUCCCUGGUCAAGAAACCUGGGGAAGAGGUGAUCCUGCUGGUAAACAGGAGAGAGGGCAAGCAUGUGAUCGAGAGGCCCGGAGCCAUGCCACCUCCCGCCGCCCGACCACCACAGAGCAGAGCACGGAGCCAGUCACAAGACCGCAGCACACUGGUGAAACCCCACCUACCACAAGACUCCCUCGGACUGGAAGGGAACACAAGGCCGGAUCAACGGCGAUCGUUGGGUCCUGAAAGCCUCAGAAAGAGCAGGCUUAAACCAGGAGCUCUUAACAAGGAUAGGCCUAGUGUGACAGCUACGGACCAAUACAUAAGCAGAGAAAAACAGCAAACUCGAGCUGAUGGCUUCUGGGAGGAUGGGAGAAAAAGAGGGGGCACAGCCUCAAAUUUCAGGGCACAGGCAACACUAAAAUCAGCAGCAGCUACCCUUCCCAGGAAACUGGUUUCUUCCUCUUCAGGUAAGGUCUCCUACAACAGCCCAAACAAGAAGGCCGCAACUGUUAGGCCUCUAGUGUCUAAGUCCCCAGCAGGAAAAAGCAACCUACUGGUCCCAGUGCUGCAGACAAGCCGCCCCUCUUCCAGGGAGUCGUAUGGCACCCUAAGUCGAGGAACCUCUAGCGAGUGGCUUGAUGCCAUUUCUGAACCUGAAGAGGAGAAUCUGGAGAGAACUUUCCAGGUGCUGCCUAGCUUGGACCCGAACCAGGAGAAGGAAAUGUACCAGAGUUUUGAGGUAGAGUUUUUGGCCAACACACAAAUGGACGCAAACUGGGAGGAUGACUUUGGUGGCCCCCAAAUGCAGCAUCAAGGACAGCAGCAGCAGCAGAAACCGCUUCCCUUGGCUGAUCCAAAUGUCACAGACUCAGCCUACUCCUCCUCCAACUCCUCCACCUCUUCUCUGAAUGUGGGGAACAAAAUGGGGGUUCUGACUGAUCUCAGGAGUCCCAAGAAGCCUUCUGCCAAGCAGCGGCCCUGCCCCUCAGAUUACGGGUCAGUAUUAUCAGAACUCCAAGUCAGCUGCCGACACUUAAACUACAAAGACUGGGAUCUGUGGGGAAACCCUUCAGAACCUAGUAGCAACCCAAGAAAGCCUGUUCUAUCCAGCUCAUCGGAGGAUAACCACUUUCUGUCAACCUUAAAUGAUUUGAGGGACAAGGGGAUUUUAAACUCAAAAGAGCUGAAUUCAAGGGAUUUAAAUCCUAGACAACUAAAUGCAAGGCAAGCCCUCAAAUCAGAUCAUGCAAAUCUGGACGACCUAAAUGCAAGUGACCUUUUGGAUUCUGGGACCCACAAUGCACAAGGAAUUCCAAAUUUUGGAAAUUCAAGAAUGCGCAUGGAUUCGGGCGAAAUGAAUGGUGAUGACCACGUGGACAUUUCAGAGAACCUUGAAUGUGCUUCUGAUCUUGAGGAUGAGGAUGAUACCACUCUCCUGCCCACUGAGAUUCGCCGGCUCUCCCUCUCGGAGGAACUCUCCUUCCUCGACUCCUCCAGUGAAGACUCCUCUUCUCUGUAUGUGAGCUUGAGCGAGCCCCGCUCGGAGAGUGCACCUCCUCCCCUGCUUCAGACCACUGAGUCGGAGGUCGUGCUGCACUCCAAGUCCUUGAAGAAGCCUGAGAGAGUGCCCGCCAUCUACAAACUCAAACUCCGGCCCAUAGUUCGACAUCGCACUGACAAUCGCCCGGAAAAGACCCCAUCCCGGAUCCCAACCCCCAUCAGCUACAAGAAGAAUGCUUCUGAGGUGCUCAACAGCCCCCAGAACUCCAAGAGCAAUGGGCAUCCCAAGUGGGGAAUGGACCACAAGUCCAGGAAGGCUCUGUACCAAGCCUUCACAGAACUCCUAGAUCCCAGAGCUGAAUCCCCCACUGAGGAACAAAAAGGCUGCUCCUCUGUUGAGUCAUUCAGUUUGGAUGAAGAGGCUUAGAUGUGAUGAGCAAAGGAUGUCGAUUUGAGACCAGGAUAGAUGGGGUGAAUGUUUGGGAGAGUGUGAUGAGGGUUAGCAUCCUGCCUUCCCAUUUUUGAAUGUCUUUUACACUGGGUCAAAGCUCCCAGCAGGUGGAGCUUCAGAGGCAGUUCUGCAAUAGAAAACAGUAUUUAAAAACAGGAAUACAAGUUGACUGCUGCGUUGUUGGAUCUGUAAAUGACCUGGAUUAGGGGAGAACAUUAUCCCAAGUAUUUGAGCUCUGGAAUGGGGCCUCCUAUAAUUCUAAAGUGGACACAUCUUCUAAAUGAACACAUGGAGAAAAGCACGAUGGACAAAAGCCCAGGCUUUUAAAACCCUUUUACAGAAAACGGUCUCAACUGACUGCCAGACCGUUUCAAAAUGUGGUCGCCACCCUUCCUAUAAGCCUCAAGAUAUCUCCAUGUGCACUUAGCACUUAAUUUAUUUCCACCAAAAUACUGUAGCCAGCUGUACAUGUUCCUUUAGUGUGGUAGAAUCAUGUUAGGUUUAUGUAGGGAUCUAUAUCUGGGUGAAGCUUGAUUUUAAAAUAAUGUCUUAAACCCUUUUAACUAUCAUUUUGCACUUUGCAAGAACCAGAUGACAGUAUUGUCCUCUAUCUAGCGCCUUAGAAACUGAGUGUGUGUUGGAGGUAUAUCUAUUGUAUAUCUAGAAUAACCCACUUGAAUGGUACCUCAACUGGCAAGUAUGUGGCUUAGUCAUUACCCAAGGGACUGAGGAGCACAUGUUGUUAACCAGGAGUAACCGAUAGACCUCUCCCAACACCCAAGCAUGAUGUUAAAGGGGUCAGUGCUGAUGAGUUUGGGGUACAGCAUGGACUGACUUGUGUAACAGCACUACGAAGACUUUAUCAGCUAUUCACUCAGCCUUCAUUCGAAGGCUGUCUGCUCUAACCCAGUCUCUGAUGCAUAGCUCAUAGGCAAUUCAGAGGUUCUGUACUUUACCGUCUCUGAUAUAAUAAGGCUGUUUAUAUAGAACACAACUCUCAUUCUAUGCCCUGCUCCUGAUAAAGGGCUGAUAAGCACUGUUAACAUAUUCUAAAGACUGUAGCAAACCUGGUCCAUUUUGUUUUUUGAGGAAUAUUAUUGCAACAGCAUGGAAAUUGUACCUUGCACACCAAGCUGAGGAUUCUCAUACGUGACUGAUGUAGCUUACUGACAUUUUUCAAACAGAACACUAAGCUAGUGUUAAAAAAAGAUAAAAUUCCCCCCACCUCCCCCCCCAGAAAACUGCACUUAAUUCUGGAAUGUAAUCUGUUGACAUUAAUCGAUUGUAGUUAUUUUUUAAUCAAAUUAAAUAUAUUGAAUUAAACACUAAAUUAAAAAGGUCUGCACUUACAUUCAACAUGUUAAAUCAGUUAAAACAUUUCGAACAGAUUUACUGAACAGGUGUUUACCGUUAUUGUAGAAAUGAGUUUGAAUGAAAACAUUUUGGUUUUUUUUACUGCAUGUUCUUUGGGAGGAUUACUACAAAUUCAAUAUUAUAUGUUUAAAAACAUAUAAGUAUGUAUGUAUGUACAGUAUAUGUAUGUAUGUACCCACCUACCUUAAUUUAAAAAGCCCAGAAUAACAAUUACUCAUACAAUUUACCACUGUAAAUCCACCUGCAAUUUACUGCUUCUAGAAUAGUACUUUGUUGAUGUAAAGUAUACCCCCUGGUGGCCAAAUGUAAAAACUAUGAACAUGUAGAAGGAAUAUUGCAUCUUUUAAUGUUUGUUGUACCAGAGAUUGCAUAGGACCUUAAUCAUCAAUUGAGAGAUCCCAGUGUAUAGACCUUAACUGUUGGCUGCUGCUCUUUAUUAUAUUGUCCUGUGUAUAUAGAGUAUUAAUAAGAUGUAUAUAUUUAUAUGGGAAGUCUAUAUUGCAAUCUCAGCUAUGCAGUAGUGCUAUUAACAAUGUUGCCUUGAAUCCGUCUUUGCCUUUCAGUGGUGAGCUCCAGUCUGUCUGUAACCAGGGAUCAGAAUGCCACACAGCCAGGGACACUUACCUGAGGCUGUAGAGAGCAGGCAGCAGGCAUGACACAUGGAACAGCAGGAUAGGAAAAUGUCACUUCAGGGGAUUAGGGCUGAGCCAGGGUGAUUGAUGACCUUCUGUGUGAGAUCAGUCUCAAUCUAGAGAUGCAUUCAGUUUUCUCAGCUGUAUCUCUGUGUCUCAAACUUUAACUGGAUUCAGUACCUACCUUUAUGGUAACUAAGGUCAGCUACCUUUUAAUGUAACACAAUACAAAAAACAGUCUGACAGCUGUGAUCAAAAGCCAUAACACCUUGAAACAACAUUCUACUGUGUUUGAAGUGUGGAGCUCUCUGCUGACCCCUGGUACAGGCUGGAGAACACCUCGUAAAACACGCUUUGUUUGCACUUGGAGAGAAAGAAAAAAUCACUACCCCCGGAAAGCAUGUGUCUUAGUUUUCUGAACCCUUUCCUAACUGCCAGUCAAGAGUCAGGACCACGUUUGGUAAAUUGUGAAAGCCAUGGAUUUUAUGAUUUUUUUUCUGUUCAUUUCUAAGUAGCAUUGCUCCUACAGACAGUACAAGCUGUGUGUGACACAGCUUGUUAAAUUCAGGUUAACUGUGACCCAGAAAUGCACUGGGGUUUGAGGAACAUGGUCUGCAAACUCGUACUCUGGGGUUUCUGUUUGUAAUGCACUCAGGGAGUAAAUCCCAGUCUAAUGAUCUUUAAAGAAGUGUCCUGGUCUGUAUUGCAUUGCUUACCCUGCUGUUAUGUUGAAUCCCAGGUCUCUGCUUAUCAAUCUGUGAUCCAAGGUCAUGCGAUUACUGGAAUAAUAUGAUGUUGGCAGGAUUAGGUGGAAUGUAUAGUCAUGGCAACCUUGUCUACUGGGGUCCAAUCACAAUCUGCUUUGGUCAGUAGGUUUGUGUUGACGCUAAAAUAGCACAGCAGGAAAGUGCCGCUCUAAUUCCUUUUGAAGUCCUAACCCUCUUUAUUGUAAGCUGUCCCAUAAAUACAGCAUGUGACAACUAUUGCAACUGUCUUUUGUAAGGAACACUAGGCUGUUUGAUCAAGUCCUUUGCGAACUCAGUUUUAUUUGAUUUUAUCUUUUUGUUGUCGGUUAUAUAUGGUUAAGAUAAAUGCAAAAACAAACUAUGUUUUAUAGUACCAAAAUAGCAUUUUAAUAAUGUAUGAGACAAUUGAAGUCUCUGUUCUCAUAAACACUUCUGAGUCAUUUUAAAUUGAAGUCAGCAUGGUAUGGAAAGGAACGUGUUUCACUGAAACAUGUACAGCUGGUUUGACAGAUUCUAAUUUAGUUCUAAUCUUGGACUGCCUUACUAAAGUAAAAUUAGGUAUUCCAAGAUGAAUGCUUAUUAGGGUCUAUGGAACCAGAUAACAAUGUUCUGGCAGCAUUAAUCAGCUGCUUCAUGCCAUAUUUUAAAUGAACAUUUUAACAUGUUUAGAUCAUUUUCAAAAUACACACUUCAAUUCACCUUGGUUCAAAACACAAACGUUGCGAUAAAUACGUUUUGUUUGCGACCUUAUUUUAUCCCCUUUUAAAGUCCUGUGUUUACAGUAUUUCGUCUGGGAUGAUGCCUAUAAACACACAGUAACUCCUAGCUUGCUUUUAUUAGUAGGACUGCAGAACAGUUAUAGUAAGAAGGAUACAGUGAAAUGCUAGAUACGUUAACUAAGAUCACUUGUAGCACGAUAGAUACUAAGGUGCUAAAAUACAGUUUGGGACUGUGAAAUUAUUUGAAUUGAAUUUGGGUAACUCAGAGCAAGCUAAAACAGUGUGAUAACCCCGUGCUUCCACUUUGUAUAUUUAUAUCAUGUUGUAAAGAAAUCUGGACGAGCCCUGGUGGGUACUGGCAGCUUGAGCAAAGAGGAUGAGUUGCGUGCCAGUUUUGCCGCUAGUUUUGAGAUUUCAGGUAUCGUGCAAGCAGAUGCACGUCGUCUUCUGAUACCGAUAAGCAAAUCUGCUGUUUAUCAUUGCUUAUAACCACCUGUCCUCUUCUCAAAAGCAGAACAAAGCCACCAUCAAUCACAGCUGUGUGUCUGCAGAGGGGAUCAGGGGUCAUCUUUGUGAGUUUGACAGAGCUGAAAAUAGUAACCUAUUCAGGAUAAUUUGGCAGGUGUUGAAAGGUGCCAUUAUUGGCUUGAGUGGGCGGUUGGUUGGUUCUCAAUUCCAAUUUGUUUUUUUUCUGAAGCGUACAGCCACAGCAGGCAAACCAAACCUGAAUAAAAAUAAUUAUCCUUUUUUAAAAUAUAAAAUUAAAGAAAAGCAUUUUAACCUACAAUUCUGUACCUUAUAUCACGUACCUUGCUUUCUUGUUAAAAGGUAUGUAAGAUUUUACCAAAGUUAUGAAAAGGUGUAUUUUGUGUUUAGGUGUAGGGAUGUCGUCCCGACCCUAAUGGGGAAUUAUUUGUCUGUUUUUUUCUUUUUAAAUCAAUUGAGCAGCAGGCAUGAAAAAUAUAUCUACUGCGAAUUAUCUGUUGGGGGUUUUAUUAUUGAAGGUUUACAUAAUUUAACUAGGAUUUUUAGAUUUAUUUUUCAUUUACAAGUACAUUUAUUUUAUAUUGGUUGUACAUUUGAAUGAUUUAAUUUAGUAUUUUAAUUUAACCCCUUGUAUCCUGGAUACCUCUGCAGAUUUAGCUGGUGUUCUAGCUAUAAUACCAGGUAUGUAACGCCAAAUAGGACCAAGGGGAAUCAGAACUACAAAGCAAGCCUCAUCUCCUGAUAACACCAGCAGUAGUAUCCAGGAAAAUUGUUCUUAAAAGUGGUCAGCUGAUCAAUUUGCUUUAGAUUCAGCUGCUACCACGUCCAGUAGGAGGCGCUGUGAAAAAUGCUAAUCUCUGCGGUCAUCACACUGAGGCAAUCAAUUGGACCCCAGGAUUAUAUUCUGGGGCUGUGGAAUGCAGGUAAAGGUCAAUAGAAAUAGAACUGUAUUUACAACCAGAAUUGCACAUGCGUUUCUAACAGGUAUGUAUUGUUAACCUAGAAAGACACAGCACAGACACUGCACUAUUGGUUGUAGAAUAUGCUUAAGAUGUUAUGAGGACGGCACAGUAACAGCUUUAACAUGGUAAAGGUUAGCUGUAGUUUCAAUUUAAAAGAACACCUGAAAGAUUGUGUUGUGGGAAAUGUUCAUUUGUCUUCUAAUUAUUUGUGUUACUGUCAUCAAAAUGUUUUAUUUGUGGUCCCAGUUUUAAAGAGUAAUGAGUUAAAGUAAAAAAAAAAAACAAUCUUAUCUCUCAUUAACAUAAUAACUUAAGUUUUAAGUCUCCAGAUUUUAUUAUGCUCUUCCCUGCUGUGAAUUUAGAGGUUACAUUAGAGCUAGCAUUCAUGAGAGUUCAGGGAAUAUGUGUAUAGCUGUCCUCCUGGGUGAAAGAACAACAGCAAUCCCUGAAUGUUUAUGGAUUUUUCUGUUUAUAUAGAAUAUGGAAAAAUAAAUUAAAGAGCUCCACAUCUGCAUAGCUACAUGACUUUGAAUGAAUGCAAGAUUCCAAAAUGAGGUUGUUUAAAAAAAAAAAAAAAGUAUAAUAGUAGUACUAAAAAUAAUGAUUUGGCUAAUGUUUCAACUAGAAUGUUGUCUUUUCAUGGUGAAAGGAGUGUUAAGUAAAAUUUUUGAAGGCAAUUUUAAAAAGACAUUGAGAUAUUUGUAGUCUAAACAUCUAUCAAGUUUCUUUUAGUGUUACUACAGCACCCUAUGUAAAGAAUACUGUAAUCUCCAGGAUACAUGGGUCAAGGAAAGUCAUAAGUGAAAAUAAAGUAUAAAAAUGAUCAACAGGCUCUUAUGCAUUUGAGAAAUAAGUUUUGUUUUUGUUUUUUUAACCCUGUAAUUGCUGGAUUGGACUUCCUCUUGACUUGGUUUUGUUCCGAUAUCCUGACUUGAGUUUGUGCUCUGUCUCUUUGAAUAAAUAGCAAUAUGGAAACACUGUA